ACACAAGAGGGAGUGUGCGGCGGGCGCUGUGAUUCAGGCCUAAUUAAAGGGUUGCAUCUGCGCAGGGUUAUAAGCGAAGAGCGGCUCCAACAGAUCCUCUUGUCAGUAGGCAACCGCGAGGGUUCAACGCGGACAACGUAGCCGGGGCGGAAGGCGUUCGAUGCUGGCUUUGCCUCCACUAUGGCAAAAAUCAUCUUGAGGCAUCUCAUAGAGACUCCAGUGCGAUACGAGGAGGAGUUUGAAGCUCGAGGUUUGGAAGACUGCAGGCUGGAUCACGCUUUAUAUGAACUGCCCGGGCCAACCACCGUGGACCUGGGGAAAGCCAGGGUGGCCCAGGCUGCGCCGGUGGACACCGCAGAGAUGCCGCCCCAGAGAGACAAAUCCCGCUUCCAGGUCCUGCUGGACGUGGUCCAGUUCCAACCCGAAGAUAUCAUCAUUCAGACCUUCGAAGGCUGGCUGCUGAUUAAGGCUCAACAUGGAACCAGAAUGGACGAGCACGGUUUUAUCUCAAGAAGCUUCACCCGACAGUAUAAACUGCCCGACGGCAUUGAAACCAAAGAUUUGUCUGCCAUCCUGUGUCACGAUGGAAUUCUGGUGGUGGAAGUAAAGGAUUCAGUUGGGACCAAGUGAUAUCUUAUCGGUGCCUGUUCAUGCAGCACGAGGAAGAGUCUAGUUCAGCCCAUGGUAUCACGAGAAUGUGUGUAUUACCUACAUUUGAAAUGAUUUUUAUGAAGAUUAAAAAUAUAGACAUAGUUCCUGGCA
This is a messenger RNA of Balaenoptera ricei (Rice's whale), 762 nucleotides long. It is a transcript of the gene HSPB3, whose product is annotated as heat shock protein family B (small) member 3. NCBI's taxonomy places the organism in Eukaryota, Metazoa, Chordata, Mammalia, Artiodactyla, Balaenopteridae. Gene Ontology annotation, cellular component: cytoplasm; nuclear speck. The record is from RefSeq and is a predicted model, not a curated record. Bases 181 to 630 code for a protein of 149 amino acids. The transcript has a single exon.